AUAAACAAGUAUAAUAUUGCGACGCAGUUUCAAAGUUUACAUUAAACUCAUCACUGCUUCUAAGCCAUUACCUUACCAAUGGCAUCUUCCACACUUUCCAUCCUCUCAUGCACUCCCCAAAGCAGAUUGCUAGCGAAACCGAACUCACUGCACACACCAUCCCCAACAACUGUGUCAUUGUUGUCACCCCAGGUUGGACAAAAAUACCCCUGCAGAAACCCUCUAAGGUACAAUAUUUCCUCUUCUCCAAUUCACAUGAAUAAACCAAAGAGAACUCAUGUUGGUGGCUUAGUGAAAGCAGCAAUGAAUAACAAGAACGUGGAGGUGUUUAACAAGGAGCAUCUUGCUGUGUCAUUGGCAAAAUAUAUUGCUGAUCUGUCAAAUAAGUUCAUCAGUGAAAGAGGAUGCUUCACUGUCGUUUUGUCUGGCGGGGCUGUCAAGUACCUCAGGAAGCUGGUGGAACCUCCAUAUUAUAACUCAAUUGAUUGGUCUAAGUGGCAUAUAUUUUGGGUGGAUGAGAGAGUGGUGCCAAAGACUCAUGUAGAUAGCAACUACAAGCUUGCUUAUGACGGAUUUAUCUCAAAGGUGCCAAUUCCUCCUCGCAACGUCAACACCAUCGAUGAUGCCUUACCAGCUGAUGGAGCAGCAGAUGUUUAUGAGACAAAUGUGAGACGCUUGGUCACAAGCAAUGUGGUAGCUAAAUCACAAUUCACUGAAUUACCAAAAUUUGAUCUUAUGCUGUUAGACAUGGGCCCUGAUGGCCAUGUAGCUUCUCUGUUUCCUGGGUUCCCUGAAGUGAAUGAGACCAAAAAGUGGGUUACUUACCUCAAGAAUGCACCAAAACCACCACCAGAGAGGAUAACAUUUACCUUGCCAGUGAUUAACUCUGCUUCAAACAUUGCAAUGGUGGUAACUGGUGCUGGUAAAGCUGAUGCAGUGUACUCUGCAUUGGAGAAAGGCCCUACUGAUUAUAAGCUCCCUGUUCAAUUGGUUUCACCUGAUGGGGAGUUGAAAUGGUUCUUAGACAAGGGUGCAGCUUCAAGGUUGUAUAGGUAGAUCCAAGUAAUUUGGUGAAUCUAUAUAUGCAAGAUGCUGCAGAGAAGAAAAUAAAGCAUUGAGAUGAACUGCUAGUGCUAGCUCUCAAUGUGUUUCACAUUACUGCUGUUUCCUAAAUGAUGUUAUACUAAUGUCUGGUUUACAAGACACUUUAAGAAGUAUAGAAUAAUGGGCUUUUUUUCUUAAUGUAAAUGGAUAUUGUUUAAAUAUCCAAAAGUGUUUUUCUUUUGUGGAAAUAAAGUGUGAUUGAAUAA
Messenger RNA from Lotus japonicus, 1310 nucleotides. Its product is annotated as probable 6-phosphogluconolactonase 4, chloroplastic. The transcript is spliced from 3 exons. Bases 79 to 1056 code for a protein of 325 amino acids. The record is from RefSeq and is a predicted model, not a curated record. Lineage: Eukaryota; Viridiplantae; Streptophyta; Magnoliopsida; Fabales; Fabaceae. Gene Ontology annotation, biological process: pentose-phosphate shunt; carbohydrate metabolic process. Gene Ontology annotation, molecular function: 6-phosphogluconolactonase activity.